Salvia splendens (bonfire salvia) is the source of this 3771-nucleotide messenger RNA. RefSeq names its product receptor-like protein 35. The coding region runs from base 652 to 3159 and encodes 835 amino acids. Lineage: Eukaryota; Viridiplantae; Streptophyta; Magnoliopsida; Lamiales; Lamiaceae. The record is from RefSeq and is a predicted model, not a curated record. Gene Ontology annotation, molecular function: receptor serine/threonine kinase binding. The transcript is spliced from 5 exons.
UGCAUACCCAAAAUAAAGGAUUACACGACUUGAUCUUGAUUAGGAUUUACACUUGAUACAUAUCAUCAAUAUCAAUAUCAUCAAAUAAAAGUUUGACUAAAGUAUGUUUGUUCACUUAUCCUAUAUUUAUAGUACUCAAAUUUAAACCACUUUCUUCUCAAAGUCGAUGUGGGACUAAUGAUCAACAUUAAUGGACUCUUAUGAAGUGGGUGAGUAUAUAAAGGAAGCAUGAUACUUUUGAAAUUGAGGGUAUUACAUAAAUCUACUCCAAAUUAGUUAAGAAUUUUUGCGAUUUUUGCCCUGAAAUUGGUAAAAAGUUUGGAUAUCUUAUUGCCGGUAUUUUGUGGAAGUUCCAUUUGUAUAAAAGAUUUACAAUAUUUUUAUCGAAAUAAGGAGUAUAAAUCUUUGUCCCACAUCGGUGAUGGAUGAGAGAAUUCUUAACCACACUCUUCCUAAAUAUACUCUUUCUUUUCUUACGGCACACACGCAAAUUCCCACACUCUUCUGGGAUGUAAAUAUAUAUGGUGUAUUUUCUGUUGUUUUUUUUCCACAUACGUAGACAAAUACUUUAUUAUACUACGGAGUAUUAUAUAUUGGUUAUAGGGAAUUCCACAAUGACUUACUAUUUGGCCAUUCAGAAAAUCAAUUCUCAUGGUGGAGCUUUUUACCCGUAUUCUGUUACUUGCUCUUCUUUGGUGGGUUAAUUGCUCAGCUAACACCGAUCGUUCUGCACUUCUAGCCUUAAAAGCCCAUAUCUCGUCAGAUCCCCACAAUUUAUUGUUGAAAAACUGGACUACCCAAACAUCCUUUUGUAACUGGGUUGGAAUCACCUGUGAUCCACUCAAUAGCCGUGUCACCGGGUUGAAUCUUUCCAAUGUGCAACUCGUUGGCACCAUCCCUCCCGAAAUUGGAAAUCUUUCUUCUCUUAUAUCUCUGGAUAUGAAUGAAAACUCCUUCUACGGCCCCAUUCCUGCCUCCAUCUUUAACUUGUCAUCCAUACAGGUAAUCACUCUGAGAGGUAAUGCUGCUUUGUCAAGUGAGCUACCAACCGACAUGUGCAAACACAGCCUUCACAACCUCAGAUUGCUGCGUAUUUCCUUCACUAAGUUGUAUGGACAAAUACCAUCGAGCCUGGGCCAAUGUUCAAGCCUUGAAAAACUUUCGUUGUACAACAACAGCCUGGUUGGAGAGGUGCCUAAAGAGAUUGGGAACUUGACACACCUCACACAGUUAUUUCUUGGCUUCAACACUUUAACUGGUGAUAUCCCAAAACAGAUUUCUCAUCUUCACAUGUUACAAUCAUUGUGGAUGGAAUCAAACAAAUUUACUGGACCUUUACCUCCAGACGUUGGGAAUUUGACAUCCCUUCGAGAGUUGAUCCUUUACAAUAAUAAUUUAACAGGUAAUAUUCCUAAUCAGAUUGGUCAUCUUCGUAAUUUAGAAACAUUAAGCAUGGCAUCCACCGGGCUUAAUGGAUCGAUUCCAAAAGAGAUUGGGAACUUGACGGCCCUUCGUUCUCUAUACCUCGAUAACAAUGUAUUGAAUGGUAUGGAUAGUCCUUUUUUUCUAAUCAUUAGUUGUAAUUUUCUUGUUUUUAUGUUUUAUUCACGAUUCUACAUUUUUAUAGGUGUUAUUCCACAUGAGAUUGGGCAGCUUAACAAUUUACUAAUUUUGUCCAUUGAUUCGAACAAGUUGAUUGGCACUUUACCGCCAACCUUUUCUAACAUGUCUUCUCUGAAGUAUAUUUCACUAAGUCAUAACACACUUAAUGGGACAUUGCUAAGAGAAAUUGGAAACAUGAAAGCACUCCAAGAAUUAUACCUCAUCAACAAUACUUUGACUGGUGUGAUUCCGGAAGAGAUUGGUGGCCUUGACAAAUUAGUAUCAUUAUACAUGAAUGGCAACAAGCUCAUCGGCCCUCUGCCUCGAGUCAUUUUGAACAUGAAAUCUCUUGUAGCAUUAUCUCUCAACAAGAAUGCUUUGACUGGUAUCAUUCCAGGAGAAUUGUUCACAGCCAAUAUUAAGAGUGUUGAUCUCUCCGAUAACCAUUUUCAAGGUUCCAUACCGCCAGCGAUUGGAAGAUCCCUCAACUUAACUUAUCUCGACUUGGCGAAUAACAAUCUCUCCGGCCCUAUACCUUCCACCAUCUGCAAUUUGAGAUCCCUCCAAUUUCUUAACCUAUCAAACAACAACCUGCAGGGUGGGCUUCCAAAGUGUUUAGGAGAGCUGACUAAAUCCUUGCACGUUCUGCAUUUGAAGGAGAAUAGCCUUGGUGGCCAAAUUCCACCAUCAUUUUCAAAGGGCUGCGCUCUUGAGUCUCUCAACCUCAACAGCAAUAACCUAGAAGGAACGUUGCCGCAAGCCCUUGGAAAUUGUGAGAAGCUACAAGUUCUUGAUGUUGGAAGCAAUGGGAUACACGGUGGGUUUCCCUUUUGGACGGAGGAUCUUGUCGAUCUCCGAGUCCUUAUUUUGGAAGAGAAUAGAUUCAAUGGUAGUAUUGUUUCACCCAUUGCUGAUGUUGAGAUUAGUAGUGAUGCUCCAUUUGGAAAGUUGGAAGUGUUUGAUGUAUCUCAAAAUGAGUUCAGUGGGUCCCUACCGACUACAUAUUUGUCUACCUUCCCAGCCUUGAUGAAUGGCAAGGAAAAUGCGUCGGAAAAGAGUAGCAUGUAUGAGGAAUCAAUGGUGUCUGUUUUGAAAGGCUCAGAGCAACCAUUAUUGGUCAGAAUGUUGACUACAUUCACCACCAUUGACAUGGCGGAGAACAAAUUCUCCGGAAAGAUUCCGGAUUCCAUAGGGAAUCUUAAUUCACUCAAGUGCUUGAAUUUGUCUCAUAACAAUCUCACUGGGCAGAUACCAUCAUCCAUUGGAAAUGUGAAAGCAUUGGAAUCAUUAGACUUGUCUUCAAAUCGAUUGAAUGGUGAGAUUCCAAGGCAGUUGACAAUGUUGAGUUUUCUUUCUAAGUUAAAUCUUUCGAUGAAUGAGCUUGUUGGAGAGAUUCCUCAAUCAGGCUGGUUUCGGAAGUUUGAUAAUAGCUCCUUCAUUGGGAAUCCGGGGUUGUGUGGAUUUCCGCUGACUAAAAAAUGCGAGCAAGUUCCCAGGUCGCCUCCUCAAGAACGUGAUGAUGGUGAUCAUUCUAAGUUUUCGAAUGGAUUUAGGUAGCGACCCGUGGUGUUGGGAUAUGGAUGGUUCGUAAUAGGAGUUUUGAUUGCUUGUUUAAUAAUGAUAUGAACCAUAUUUGUUGUAUUAGUCUGUUUGUGUUGUGGAUGCGGCAGAAUAGUGUGGUAGAACGGUUGUUUUGUGGAUGCGGCAGAAUAGUGUGGUAGAACGGAGGAGGACAUGGAUCUUCCACAUGAGGAGAAGGAGAAGCUCCAUGCUUUGAAAAGAAGCUCGUCAUGGAAAGCAAUGGAUGGAAAGUGGUAGAUCCAGCAUUCGGAAAUGGAAGGGGUGGACAUGGCUAUUUUUUGGUCUUCGGGGCGACGUCGGAGGCAAACGGGAUGAGGCAGACAUGGAUAUUUUACUUUUGGAUAAGGGCAAAUUAGUCAACCUUUCCAACCCCCCCGAUCCGCCACUGGGAUACUCCAAAUUGGAAAAUGAUAUGCUACAUACCUUAUGUGAGCUCCUCAUGAAAGCACCACUCUCAUUUGAAGCACGUUUAGCAUUGUUCGUUUCGAUUUAUAUAUUUAGUUUGAUUCUAAUAAGUUAAAAAAUGUUAUUGAAAUUUUUAAUUUCACAGAAUUCAUAAAAAUCAAAGCUCGAUUUGUUAGUUUAUUA